Messenger RNA from Nezara viridula (southern green stink bug), 267 nucleotides. The record is from the annotation of a GenBank genome assembly. Lineage: Eukaryota; Metazoa; Arthropoda; Insecta; Hemiptera; Pentatomidae.
AUGGAAAUGAAACCACGAACCAGGCGAUAUGCUGAUGUGAAGGUUGAACCAUCAGGUAUUUUCGACACGCCGAGGUCGAACUUUCUGCUCAACGUGGAGCAGGGACUCCGGCUCUAUAACCAACACAAGCAGCAGGCGGCGGUUACCAAGUGGAGAAGCGCCCUCAAGAGGAUAAGGAAGAGGAGCGACAAGUUCAUCCUCCUCGGCUACCUCUACCAGGCCUACAUGGACUGGGGGAAGUACAGGUCAGCAUUUAUUCAUUCAUAA